This is a messenger RNA of Oldenlandia corymbosa var. corymbosa, 1664 nucleotides long. NCBI's taxonomy places the organism in Eukaryota, Viridiplantae, Streptophyta, Magnoliopsida, Gentianales, Rubiaceae. The record is from the annotation of a GenBank genome assembly.
GCUCAAAAUGCACAUUUAAUGUCUUCUUAGAUAGCUAUAUAUCUAGCUAAUUAUUGCUUGAACCGAGCGACAAAUAAUAAUUCACAAAUUGAUUCAAAUUUCGAUUUGGAAUCUUCAUGGGAAGCCAGCUAAAAGAAGGAAAUGUGGCCGCCACACGUUCUUAUCUAUAUCAAAGUCGAUUCUCUUUAAUUAAACACAUUAAUUUGACCUUCACGGGGAAAAAAAAUCGCCUCAAGCCUAUAAAUAAGGUUCCUUUCAUCCUGGAAAAAUCACAAGGCACACACACACACACACACACGAUUUCUACUCAUAAAUUAAACCAUUGAAUAUGGCAAAUUUGAGCACUAAGUUUCUUGCUCUAGUUGCCUUUUCACUGUUGCUUCUCAGCCCUUUGGAUCUUGUGAAAGCUCAAGUACCCAUAGCACCAGGCCUUUCUUUGACUUUCUAUUCCAAAAGCUGCCCUAAUUUGGAAUCCAUUGUUAGGAAACGUCUCCAGUCGGUGUUUAAGGACGCCGGCCUAGCUGCCGGCGUUCUCCGUCUCCAGUACCACGAUUGCUUUGUCCAGGGUUGCGACGCUUCAUUGCUAUUGGAUGGAUCGGCAGGGGGUCCAAGUGAAAAGAGUGCCAUUCCUAACUUGACUUUGCGAGCUCAGGCCUUCAGAGCCAUCGAAGACCUCCGCAACCGUGUGCACAAGGAGUGCGGCCGGGUUGUUUCCUGCGCCGAUCUUGUUGCUAUUGCCGCAAGAGAUGCUGUUGUCUUGACUGGAGGACCUAAUUAUAAUGUUCCACUAGGAAGAAGGGAUGGUUUGAACUUCGCAACGGCAAAUGCAACAAUUACGAACCUUGUCGCACCAACUUCUAACACAACCACCCUCCUAGCCAAGCUAGCCGUCAAGAACUUGGACGCAACCGACGCCGUUGCCUUGUCCGGUGCUCACACCAUCGGAAGCUCUCAUUGCACGUCAUUCACCGAACGGCUUUACCCGAACCAAGAUCCAACCAUGGACAAAACCUUCGCUAACAACCUUAAAGAUACUUGCCCGACCCCGACCACUAAUAAAACCCUUGACAUGGACAUCAGGAGUCCAAACCUGUUUGAUAACAAGUACUAUGUGGAUCUCAUGAAUCGGCAGACACUGUUCACCUCGGACCAGGACAUGUACACGGAUAGUCGGACAAGGGGAAUCGUCACGAGUUUCGCGGUGAAUCAGACGUUGUUUUUUGAGAGAUUUGUCAUUUCAAUGUUGAAAAUGGGGCAGUUGGGUGUGUUAACCGGGAGCAGCGGUGAAAUUCGGGCCAACUGCUCAGCUAGGAACAGUGACAACUUGUUUAUUUCUUCAGUGGUUGGAGAUGAAGGCUCGCAUGCUUCACAGUUUUAGUGUGUGUUUUGGUGAGGAGGAAAAUAAAAAUGAGUAAAAUCACAGCUUGAUGUUGCUCUUUUUAUGUGAAAGCAUAAAAUUGUGUAGUGUUGUUUUCUGUAGUGACCAAGAAGAAGUUGGUUUUGUUGGCUUGGUCAGCUAAAUUAAUGAUAACCCUUUUUUGAUAUAUUUUUUUAUGGUUUCUCUUAAGCAAGACUUGAAGGCAUCUGAUUAAGAUUUAAAAAAUCUACGAAGAACUUUACCAAAAAAUAUAUGCAAGGAUCUUUCCGAUACGAGUUAUCUUUAA